Messenger RNA from Solanum verrucosum, 972 nucleotides. Its product is annotated as inorganic pyrophosphatase 1-like. Lineage: Eukaryota; Viridiplantae; Streptophyta; Magnoliopsida; Solanales; Solanaceae. The coding region runs from base 1 to 810 and encodes 269 amino acids. The transcript is spliced from 4 exons. The record is from RefSeq and is a predicted model, not a curated record. Gene Ontology annotation, molecular function: phosphatase activity.
AUGGCUGGAAUUGUAGUGGUUUUUGACUUUGACAAGACGAUCAUUGAUGUUGAUAGUGAUAAUUGGGUGGUGGAUGAGUUAGGCGCUACUGAUUUGUUCAAUCAACUUCUCCCAACUAUGCCUUGGAACUCUCUCAUGGAUAGAAUGAUGGAGGAGCUUCAUGUACAAGGCAAAACUAUUGCAGAUAUUGAAGAGGUAUUGAAACGGGUUCCCAUACACCCCAGGAUUGUCCCAGCAAUUAAAUCAGCUUAUGCAUUAGGGUGUGAUUUGAGAGUAAUAAGCGAUGCAAAUGUAUUCUUCAUUGAAACUAUCUUGAAACAUGUCGGAAUUAGGGAUUGUUUCUCUGAGAUUAACACGAAUCCAGGCUACGUCGAUGAAGAAGGCAGGCUUCGAAUCCUCCCUUAUGUUGAUUUUAUAACAUCCCCUCAUGGCUGCAAUCUCUGCCCUCCCAACAUGUGCAAGGGUACGAUAGUAGAAAGAAUUCAAGCCAGCAUCCCUAAAGAAGGGAAGAAAAGAAUGAUCUAUCUAGGCGAUGGAAUCGGCGAUUUCUGUCCCAGUUUGAAGCUCAUGGAAACAGAUUUUGUGAUGCCAAGAAAAGAUUUCCCAGCCUGGAAUUUGAUAAAUAAAAACAGGACACUAGUAAAAGCAACUGUCCACGAGUGGACUAAUGGGGAAGAGUUCGAGCACAUUCUACUACAACUAAUUAACACAAUCACUGUUGAAGAAAGCCAAUUGUUAUCAGUUGAGUACUGCAAAUUCCAGACAAUGUCCAAAGCAGCCUUACCACGGGCUCUUCCAGUGCCUUACUAAAUACUAAUGUCAAGUUUGCUUAAGUCAUUACCAUGAAGCUUGUGACUAGCAAUUGGUUUUGAUUUUAGGUAGUUAAAUAUAGUUUCUUUGUUAAGUGGGCUACAACAUUGUUGUAAUUAGUUGUUGUUUUUAUUUUUAUGUAUGGCAUUUUUUCUAUCAAAA